CGCGCGCGGACAAAGUCAUAACGAACGUCUUCACUCUUCUCAUUUAAAAUGAAAAAUAAAUCAAAAGGUUACGUGAACACAAGAUAUUUGGAGAUUUUCAUCGGAUUAUUCAGUGGUCACAAUAAAAGCACACGUAAAACGUGAGGACUUUAGAAAAAAAGAACUUCCAAUAAUAAACCUCUUCCGACUGUUGUGAACAUGACAUGUGCAAAUGUGAUGUCGAGAUUGGGCAGCCCUGCUAUGCCCGUCACUGUGUUGUCUAUGGAUUUGACCAUCGGCUUCAGGUGCAGAAACUCACCGAACUUCAACCACCUGCUACGGGUGUCCUCUCCCAAACCUCUGCGGCCCUGUAUCGCCCGUCACCCAGCAUUAGAGUACAGCCACUCUCCAUCAACAGCCCUUAUAACAACAACCAAGACCAGCCGCAGGAGGAAGCGCGUCGCGUUUGCCGACUCCAAAGGGCUUUCUCUCAUCACGGUCCGUCUGUUCUCCGAGAAAGAAGAGACAAUCCCAUGCGAACCCCUGAAAAUGCCACGGCUGAAGAAGCUGAACUGUGUUAAAGUGACGCCGAGGUUGCGUCUGGGGUUUGACCAGCCUUGCAUCGAUUUCCAGUCGUUCAGAAGUCGCAUGCAAGAAAACAUGGUGCUUUUGGAGAGCUGUAAGGUCACCAACCACUCCGUCAUGGGCACCGUGCGCGUCAGAAAUGUCUGCUUCGAGAAAGCGGUUCAUAUUCGUAUUACUUUCGACACUUGGCGCAGUUACCUGGACGUGCCGUGUACUUUCCUGGAUCAGUGUUAUGGUGAGCCUGGAACAGAUGUGUUCGAGUUUAACAUCACCGUUCCUAAACAAAUAACCCCCCGAGGAUGGGUUGAAUUUUGCGUGUCAUACUUACCCGGUGGAUUUAGUGAUGCUGUGUGGGACAAUAAUUAUGCCAAAAACUACUGUAUAUAUGUUUGUGACGCUUAAGUAUUGAAACUACCUGCUGUCUUCAAUACAGCUAUGCACUUUUUUUCUGUGUAUAAACCCAUCAGGGUGACUAACUUUGCACUUUGUUACAAACAUGCUGACUUGAUUAGCACAAAGAACUGAUUUGAAGUGUCCUGAUCACUAAGAGGAUUCUGAGUAUUUUCCCCCAGUGUUUAAGAAAUGAUUUUAGGAACUUGACAUUUGCUUGUAUUUAGCACUAAAAAUCUUAAAUAAACGGGAUAAUGUAAUUUAGUGAGUUUUAUUUCACAUUUUAUCAAAUUUAUUUUUGUCAUUUUAUUUUAUCAAAUAAAUGUAAAGUGUUUAAGUAAUAGGCCUAUUUGCCUCACUUCCUAUGUAAUGAUUUUUUCAGGUCAGUAGAUGACUAACUGAAUUAAACUACACAGGAGACGUUACAUACACUAUUGGCAGGCUAUGAAUUUGAACAUCAAUUUCUUUACUGUUAUUAUUAUUGGGUUGUUCCAAAUUUUAGAAACUUUCUGGCAGAAAUUUUUGAUUUUAUCAAUGCUUUUUCUGAAGAAAGAGAAGCAUAAAUAUGAUGAAAGCCAAAUGUGGGUCACCAAGUAUGAGGCAAAUGUUUCUUGUCCAAAAAACAGAGGAGAAAAAAUUCUAUAUAGCUUCAUGCUAUGUGACCCACAUUUGGUUUUUCAACCAUUGAAAAUGUGUAACAUUUUACCAUUUUUGCAUGGAGCCACACUGAAAUUUAACCAUAGAUGCCUUUAAUAAUAUGCCAAUAGAAGAGUUUGUUCUGAACCAGAAUCUAAAAUGAUUUUAAGAUAUAUUUAAUCCUUCUGGAGUUAUAGGCUCUUCAACUUUGGAAAAACACAAGUGGUGUUUUUUGUUUUUUUUUUUCCAAGUUUUGGACUCUUGCCAUUGGGGUGCUGAAGUCAACUGAUUUUAGGAAUAGAU
Molecule: messenger RNA, 1893 nt
Organism: Myxocyprinus asiaticus (Chinese sucker)
Lineage: Eukaryota; Metazoa; Chordata; Actinopteri; Cypriniformes; Catostomidae
Gene: ppp1r3c2b
Product: protein phosphatase 1 regulatory subunit 3C2, duplicate b
Exons: 3
Coding region: 199-966 (255 amino acids)
Biological process (GO): regulation of glycogen biosynthetic process
Cellular component (GO): protein phosphatase type 1 complex
Molecular function (GO): protein phosphatase 1 binding; glycogen binding
Source: RefSeq, a predicted model, not a curated record